CUAAAGAGAAGCAGUACCUGACAGACUUCAACUCAGAACCAAAUAAGGUUGACACAAUGGAAGACCUACAAGCAGCUAAUACAAGCUUUGUCCUCGAUCUUUUCAAGGAGCUAGCUAAAGCAAAUAACAAUAAGAAUAUCUUCUUCUCCCCUUGGAGCAUUUCUUCUACUAUGGCCAUGGUCUAUCUAGGAGCCAGAGGUAACACUGCAGCUCAGAUGUCAGAGGUUCUUCAUUUUAAUCAAGUUGGAGGAGAUGAAGUAGACAAAGCUACCCAAGUGGCCAUAAAGGAGCCAAUUCAUUGUGAAAUGAUGCAGCAAAUUCGAAAAGGAGAUUAUCCCCCUGCCAUUCAGAAGACCCAAGCCAGAAAUGAAAUCCAUACUGGAUUCCAGGCACUUGGAUCUGCAGUCAACAAAUCCUCUGAAGUUUAUGUACUUGAAAGUGCCAAUAAACUAUUUGGAGAGAAAUCUUUUCAGUUUAAAGAAGAAUACAUGCGUCUCUGUAAGAAAUAUUACUCGGCAGAGCCUCAAGCAGUAAACUUUAUAGAAAAUGCAAAUGAAACCAGAAAAGAGAUCAACUCCUGGGUAGAAAUUCAGACAAAAGGUAAAAUUCCAGCUCUGUUACCUGAAGGUACUGUGGAUGAGGAGACCAAGAUGAUCCUUGUGAAUGCUGUCUACUUCAAAGGAAAGUGGGAAAAUCAGUUUCAAAAGAAAGCCACAAAGCAGCAACCUUUCCAAGUGAACUUGUCCCAGCAUAAACCAGUACAGAUGAUGCACCAGAAAGCAAAACUCCAGAUUGGCUACAUAGAAGAUCUGAAAACUCAGGUUCUUGAACUGCCUUAUAAAGGAGAUAUCAGCAUGUUUCUACUAUUACCAGAUGAAAUCAAUGAUUCAUCAACCGGGUUGGAUCAGCUUGAAAAGGAAUUAACCUAUGAAAAACUGAAUGAGUGGACCAGCAAAUCCACGAUGAAGAAGGGACUUGUGUAUGUGUACCUGCCUCAAUUCAAGCUGGAAGAGAAUUGUGAAUUGAAAUCCAUUCUGAGCAGCAUGGGAAUGAAAGAUGCCUUCACCCCUGGGAAAGCCAACUUUUCAGGCAUGUCAGAAAAGAACAACUUGUUUCUAUCCCAAGUGUUCCACAAGGCCUCUGUGGAGGUCAAUGAAGAAGGCACGGAGGCAGCGGCUGGUUCUGGAGCUGUCACGUCAGGAAGAACUGGCUAUGUUGAACUUCAGUUUGUGGCAGAUCAUCCUUUCCUGUUCUUUAUCAAGCACAACAAAACCAAUAGCAUCCUCUUCUAUGGCAGAUUCUGUUCCCCAUAAAACAGGGACAUCCUGUUUCCCAACAGGAUCUUGCAACCUGAGAGAUAAACCUCAAAGUUGUUAGUGUGAAUGUCAAAACAGCUCAGAAACUUUGUUCCUCAUGUCCCUUUUACUCCCGCUAAUUGCCAUACUGAUACUUAUUAGUUGUUGGAUUUAUCACCCUAAAUACAAUUCAUAGUACUUGUAAUUGCUUAUUAUUAAUAUCCUUUGUUAUUAUUAUUAUUGUUGCUUGGGAAGUUUUUUUACAUCUAAAAUGUGGUCAUUGUGUUAUUUAUUUUAUUGGAUCAAUAGAUAUAAAUAAGUGAUUGUCCUUCAAGUUCAAAGAUUUUGGCUAGUGAUAGUGAGAGUCUAGCUAUGCAUGCUAAUGUGUCUCCUAAGAUCAAUUUGUGACCAAUAAUCCCUUCCACAUGGAACACUCUUAAAGACUGUCCUUUGCAGGGCAAUCAUAUUUGAUAUCCUAAAUACUGCAACCAUUUUCCUUUUCUCUCUCUCGGAGCCAUGAUGCCCUCAAAGUCCCUAUUCUGAGAGCCCUCAAAUUUCUAAUUGCUGGACACCAAAGCAGAAAUGGUUUUAAAAGUUAAUAAAUUGAGUGAGUGAACUACUUCAGGGUAUAAUAUCAGAGCAGGGGGUGGCCUGGACUGGCCUGGCCUGGCAGCAGUUAAAAAAGUAAAAGCUGGAACUGGAAGCCACCUCUGUGUGAACAGGGACCUGGAAAAGGAAUACAAUGGCUCUGGAGCAAGGGUGGAAGGGGUGUCAGGGUCCCAUCUGGAGAAAUGUUCUAGGUUUGGAGGCUUGAAUGGACUUCUGCAUGACAUCAAUCAAUCAAUCAAUUGCAUUUAUUGAGCGCUUACUUUGUGCAGAGCACUGUACUAAGACCUUGGGAGAGAACAAUAAAACAAUAUAACAAACACAUUCCCUGCACACAACGAGCUGAUGACAUCAUUAUGAUACACCUGCAGCAUAAUAUAGUGACAUCAUAUGGAAUCUCUCAUGCACACACAAAAUGACAUCUUUUGGAAGGUGGGGGACAGUUUGCCUCAUGCCUGACACUGCCUCGUCACCAAGGUGAUUUGUAUUCUGAGGCUGUUUCUGUUCUCCACAGCUAUGCCCCAUUGCGUGAAGUUUUACUCCUCUGUGAUUUAAAAUUGUGCUUAAAUUGGCUCCUGGACUGCUUUUUCAGAAAUAGCCAGUAAUAAUGUUGGGCUGCCAAUUUCAAGCCACAGAAUUGCAUCCAUUAUAUUUUUGUAGCAAAUGAUUCAAAGACCCCUCUCAGAAUAUUGGUACAAUUGCAAAAUUAAGGCAAAAAUCUACCUUCAAGAACUACACCUAAGGCCAGUAAAUGUUUCAACAAUGCAAAAACAAAUGAUACAUGUAUUUCUAACAUUUGAUUUUAUAUUACAGAAGCACCUUUGAAAUUUAAAGUGGCCAUAUACAAAUGCUACGUGAUUGAACCAAUAAAGAGGUU
This is a messenger RNA of Ornithorhynchus anatinus (platypus), 2778 nucleotides long. Its product is annotated as plasminogen activator inhibitor 2. The record is from RefSeq and is a predicted model, not a curated record. Lineage: Eukaryota; Metazoa; Chordata; Mammalia; Monotremata; Ornithorhynchidae. Gene Ontology annotation, molecular function: serine-type endopeptidase inhibitor activity. Bases 57 to 1313 code for a protein of 418 amino acids. The transcript is spliced from 8 exons. Gene Ontology annotation, biological process: negative regulation of endopeptidase activity.